GAGAGAGUGGCUCAACGGACCUCUUUUCUUUUGCCCGACCCGAGUCGCAGAAUGAAAGAGGUGAAGAGCGAGCGGGAGCGGAGGAGCCGGCGGAGGCACCGGGAGGGGGACGUGGCGGCGGCGGCCGCGGUGGUGGUGAAGCAGGAGCGCCUGAGCCCGGAAGCCGAGCCGCCCGCCCCCCGCCGGCCGGACCUCGGCGCUACUCCGUCCCCGCCGGCCGGCGAGCCGGGCCGCCCUGGCCACCGCGGGAGCAGAGCCCGGGGAGAUAGCCGGUCCCCAGCCAAAAAGAAAAACAAGUCCUCGGGGAGAAGAAGCAAGUCUCCUCGGAGCAAGAGAAGUCGGAGUCCUCACCACUCGGCAGUCAAAGUGAAGCAGGAACGUGAGGAUCAUCCCCGGAGAGGACGGGAGGAUCGGCAGCACCGUGAAUCAUCGGAACAGGAACACAGGAGAUCUAGGAACAGUGACCGAGACAGACACCGGGGCCAUUCACGCCAAAGGAGGAGCUCCGCCGAGAGGCCUGGAAGUGCACAGGCUCAGGGACGGGACCGAGACCUUCAGACCCUGCAGGCUCAGGAAGAAGAGCGGGAGUUCUACAACGCCAGGCGUCGCGAGCAUCGCCAGAAGAAUGAAGUCAGUGCAGGUGGUAAUGAGUCACAGGAGCUGGGUCCCCGGGCUGCUGGCAAGAAAGAAAAAGUGGUGCCUGUUAAAGAAAAACCAAGCUUCGAACUUUCUGGAGCACUUCUUGAGGACACCAACACCUUCCGGGGUGUCGUUAUUAAAUACAGUGAGCCCCCAGAAGCACGUAUCCCCAAAAAGCGGUGGCGCCUCUACCCCUUUAAAAAUGAUGAGGUACUUCCCGUCAUGUACAUCCAUCGACAGAGCGCUUACCUUCUGGGGCGACAUCGCCGCAUCGCCGACAUUCCAAUCGAUCAUCCGUCGUGUUCCAAGCAGCACGCCGUCUUUCAGUAUCGGCUUGUGGAAUACACCCGUGCUGAUGGCACAGUUGGCCGAAGGGUAAGGCCAUACAUCAUUGACCUUGGCUCAGGCAAUGGAACCUUCUUGAACAACAAGCGUAUUGAGCCACAGAGAUACUAUGAACUGAAGGAAAAGGAUGUACUUAAAUUUGGGUUCAGUAGCAGAGAGUAUGUUUUGCUCCAUGAGUCAUCGGAUACCUCUGAACUAGACAGGAAAGACGACGAGGACGAGGAGGAGGAGGAGGAAGCCGUUUCCGACAGCUAGCAAACUAAGAAACAACCCACGCUAAAAAGACUCCUUUUCCUUUGUGGAAGGCGUUUGGAUUGACUCAGAGAGCACUGUGGUGCACUCCGUAAUGCCUCUUGUUGCCUUAAGUCUUUACUCUGUUGCUGGCCAGCUUAUGUUCAAGUGUAAGGACACUGACUUGGGUUUUGAUGAACUUUUCUCUGGCACCUCAGCCACAAGCCUGUGGACAUUUGUUUUCAGAACAGUCUCGCCAAUUAAAACACCAUGUUUUAGUAGAAGCGUUGUGGCUUUAGUUGGUGCUGCCUUGGAAACGAAACCCUUGGCUAGAGGGGAAUCUCCGCUUGUUCUCUUUGUACAGGUACUUCAUUGAUACAGGGGUGAAGCUUCGUGGGCCAGCUGUUUCUGUUCCGGAGCAGUGACUCUUAGUAAGCUUUGGUUAUCACAGCAGCCUCCAUGUGCACCAAAGCUUUGACCUGGUUGAGCUCUUGAGUCAUAGAAGUUUAUUUUGCACUUAGUUUUUUGGGGGUGGGAAUCUACCACACGACCUCAUUCCUGGCUGUCAAACAAAUGCUUCAUGGCCCCUGCUUAAGUGUAGGACUGUCUGGGAAGAGCAUGGCUGCUACCAGCAGGUGCUGGUUUAAGAACACGUGAGGCUGGAAUGGGUCGUGGAUCCAUUUCCUUUGAGGGAAUUCCUGAUUUCCCCAUGGAACGUGUACAUAACAGUUUUGAUCAUCUGUUCUCCAGUUUUGUGUUUUUAUUCAAUUGUUACCUCUUUGUUUUUUCUUCUUUGAGAAAGAAUUUACGCCGUUUAUGUGGCAGGGCCCUUGCUUUAUUCUAACAGCGUGUAUGUAUUUCUGAAGGAGGGUGUGUAGCCUCCGUGUUUCUACACGUUUUAAAAAGUCACUCAGAGAGGUGGUAUCUGCCUUCCCGAGACUGGAAAGCAAGAGGAAUGCCCGGUUUCCUGAUUUCCCACCAGAGGAAUACGUGUGAGUAGAGAAGUAUUGACUGCUUACAUACAGUGUGUAUGUGUGUGUGUGUGUGUGUAUAUAUAUAAAUUGUGUGCUAAAGAGCUGCGUACUGAUUUUCAUAUGACAAGGUUUUGUGAUAAAAUGUAAUACCACAUGAUAGGCAAAGGACUUCCUGCAUUUGAAGAGCAGGUUUUCAUUUAUAUGUAUUUUUGGGAUAAAAAUAAUAAAAUUUGUAAAUAUAGCCCAUUUCAAAGGGUAAUACUUUCCCAGCAUAGCGGUCUGUUGGCUGCUGACGGAGUCGCUCUCAGUGUUUUUAAGGUCAAAGCAGGCAGUUAUGUAGGUGUCCCGGGCAGAGACCUGGGAACAGUGAAGUUGGGACAUCCAGCCGCACCGGAGCCUAGAUCCUCCCGGUUCUUCCGGUGACACAGCGGUGCUUUCUGAGGUGACUGUGCAGGGCUUCCUCCCGGGAUGGGGCUCUGCCUCCAUACAGAGUUGGCCUUCACGCCAGUGCAGCACCCGUCUACACUGUUUCAUCCUAGGACGCGGGGCCGGGCCAGGGGAAGAUGAUGCAACUCCAGUCAGUGCUGCUACGAACUGUUCCUCCUGGGCUGAAACUUCCGAUGCUUUCAAAUUAGAAUCUCAUCUUUUACCUUGUUCUUAUGUUGUGGUCUCACAUAUUCAUGUGCUCAGGGCUAAAGGUUGGCUGGUUUUGGGUGGGGUGGGGGUGCCCGCUGACCAGUAUCCAGAAUUAAUUAAAAAAUCCUCUUUGAGGAACGAACACUUCUUUUCGGUCGACUAGAUGAAAGAUAAGAUCAGGGGACACUACAACCAGCAUUUACACAGUCUCCCACAUGGGUACAGGGGCCCAAGGACUUGGGCCAUCUUCUACUGUAGCAGAGAGCUGAAUGGGAGGAGGAGCAGCCGGGGCACAAACCGGUGCCCAGAUGGGAUGCUGUUGCCACAGGUGGAGGCUAUGGCCCCCUGACCUUUUCUUCUUAAAGUAAUUGUUUUUAGCAGCUGAUGUUCAUAUUAGCUAUUAACAACUUCUUCAUUCUCUUCAUCCACCUUGGCUGGCUGGUCUGCAGAUCAGUGCUGUUAGAAUCAAGCAAUGGGCAAAGUGGCCCUUUGCUUCUGAGCCCCUCCCCAAGUCCUCUGUUGUGGGCCACAGUUCUGCAGAGGUCUGGGACUAGAACUUUGAUUUUCCCCCUCAAACUCCUCACCUUCAUCAUGUUCUGGUCACUUCAUUCUAACAUUGACAAACCACAACUCAUUAAAUGAAACUGGUCAUGUGACUUUCAAAUACUGGUAAUACAUUAAAACAACUUAUUAAGUGAGAUAAUGGAAGAUUAAAAAAAAAUUUUAUUGAAUAUGCCAGUAUAUAUAUUUGAUUUUAAAAGCUUAGCUUAGAAUUAAAAUAUUUAUAUAUUUUUCCAGUUGAUUAUCAUUUGAUAUGAUACAUAGAUGUUUAUAUGUUUUUUAAAGAUUUAUUUUACUUAUUUUAAAAGAGGGAGAGACAGAGAAAUAUUCCAUCUGCUUGUUCACUCCCCAGAUGGCUGAAAUGUUCAGUGCUGGGCCAGACUGAAGCCAGGAGCCAGGAGCUUUCUCUGGGUGGCAGGGUCCUGAACACUUGGGCCAUCUUCUGUUUUUCCCAGGCCAUUAGCAGCCUGCUCCACUUCCCAGGAUCAGGAACAGGAUCCCAACAGCUGGGACAGGAACUGAUGUGGGACACUCGCGCCCAGGUGGCAGCUUUACCUGCUCUACUGCAACGCCGGCCCCAGAGGUGGGUCUGUUUUUGUCUAAGGAAUAAAAUGUCAUGGUCGUUAUAUGCAACGUGACGCUGACGCCAUGCCAUUGAUGCUGCUUGUGAAUUCUGUUCUGACCCCGUGUUCCUGUUGUGUGAGUUUAUCCAGUGAAAAGACUACUUGAUUUAAAUUAAAGUUUUGGAAUUUAAA
Lepus europaeus (European hare) is the source of this 4141-nucleotide messenger RNA. RefSeq names its product Smad nuclear interacting protein 1 (gene SNIP1). Gene Ontology annotation, biological process: miRNA processing. The transcript is spliced from 4 exons. NCBI's taxonomy places the organism in Eukaryota, Metazoa, Chordata, Mammalia, Lagomorpha, Leporidae. Gene Ontology annotation, molecular function: mRNA binding; protein binding. Gene Ontology annotation, cellular component: nucleus. The coding region runs from base 52 to 1239 and encodes 395 amino acids. The record is from RefSeq and is a predicted model, not a curated record.